AGCUAAGUGGAGCAGUGAUCCCUGCGUGGGGAGUAUGUGAGGAGGGAGCCUUGCAGGGAGAGUGUCUAGCAGAGGGCUGGGAAUGUGCGCACUCUGAGCAUGCUGUCAAUGCAACAGUUUGCUUCCCUUCCUCCUGAAGAGACCUACCGACCAGUCAUCUGCACAGACAGGGUUUUUGGAGCAGAUGAAGAUAAUAUGGGGGAUGGCUGCCCUCAGAAGCCGGCCUCUGCCAAGUACCUCCGUUUACUGCUGCUAAUACUUAUACCCUGCAUCUGUGCUUUCAUUCUUUUGCUGGUGGUUCUUCUGACAUUUGUAGGUAUAUUAGAUAAAUCCUGUUUAGACUUUAAUAGGACUGACCCACUAAGCAACAGCAUUGGUAUGGGAUCUCCUCACAUUCCUUUCUUAAAGGUGGAUGAAAACACGACAGAUGGGACAAUCAGAAAAGUGUUGUAUAGACAUCCUCUGCUCGAGAAUGCAUCUACAACGCAACUUGACCAAAGUCAUACAAAUGUUACUAGAGUAAAAGAAACUGUCCAGCAGAAUCCAUCAUCCCCUUUCACGGACAGCACGUUUGAGCAAUACAGAACAAAAAUGAACGUGACAUUGACCAAAGAGCACAUAGAAGUUGUUGGCACGUUGGAAAACACAAGCACUUGGCCUUCUCCAGUUAUGGGUCUUACUGCUAUUACUCCAGCUCCAAGCUCAGAUGGUCCUGGAUUUGUAGUCAGUGAAGAUACCUGUUUAAAUAUUACACAUAACCAGUGCCAAAUGCUUCCGUACAAUCACACAGUCUCAAAAUCUGUGUAUUCAUUCGUCAAGAGCAUUGAAAUGGAAAUUUUCCUCAAGUUGUUCAACUAUCUGAACCGUCUCAGCUGCUAUCAGCACAUCAUGCUUUUCGGCUGCAGCCUUGCCCUUCCAGAAUGUGUCAGUGAUGCUGGUGAAAGUUAUACUCUACUCCCAUGCCGAUCAUUCUGUGAAGCUGCACAGGAAGGCUGUGGACCAGUGCUUGAAAUGGUGAACUCUUCGUGGCCUGAAUUCCUGCGAUGCUCCCAGUUUCAGAACAAAUCAGACAAUAAUAGCACCCGUAUGUGCUUCUCACCACUGCAAGAGAAAGGAAACCAGUCUCUUUGUGGAGAACCAGACAGCUUCCAGUGUAACAAUGGAAUUUGUGUGCCCGACAAAUUGCUGUGCAAUGGAUACAAUGACUGUGAUGACUGGAGCGACGAGGUACAUUGCAACUGCAGUGAACACCUAUUCCGAUGUAACACUGGGAAAUGCCUGAACCACAGCUUGGUAUGUGAUGGAUAUGAUGACUGUGGAGACCUAAGUGAUGAGCAAAAUUGUGAUUGUAACCCGUUACAAAGUUAUCGGUGUGGAGAUGGGCGAUGUAUAACAUUGAAGUGGGUGUGCGAUGGAGACCAUGACUGUGCAGACAAAUCUGAUGAAGUCAAUUGCACGUGUCACAGUCAGGGUCUGACAGAAUGUAAAAAUGGGCAAUGCAUUCCCAGUGCCUUCCGCUGUGAUGGAGACAGCGAUUGUAAAGAUGGGAGCGAUGAAGAGAACUGCACUGAAAAUAAGGGUCACUCAUGCCAAGAAGAAGAUCCAAAAUGCGUUUACCCAGCGUGCUCAGGGGCAUGUGCCAGUGAUCCAAACUGUGGACUACCUCACAACAAGACCAACUGCAGUCAGUGUGAAGCGAUAACGUUGGAACUGUGUAUGAACCAACCCUACAACUACACUCAUUUUCCAAAUUACCUUGGCCACAGGACUCAGAAAGAAGCCUCUAUAAGCUGGGAGUCCUCUUUGUUCCCAGCUCUCGUUCAAACCAAUUGUUACAAGUAUCUCAUGUAUUUUGCCUGCACCAUUCUGGUACCAAAGUGUGACCCUCAGACAAGACAACGCAUACCACCUUGCAGGUCACUUUGUGAACAUGCCAAAGAGCGAUGUGAAUCUGUACUAGGCUUUGUGGGACUGCAGUGGCCAGAAGACACAGACUGUGCCCAGUUUCCAGAGGAAAAAUCUGAUAACCAGACCUGUCUCAUACCCGAUGAAGAUGUAGAAGAGUGUUCACCCAGCCAUUUCAAGUGCCGUUCUGGACGUUGUAUUUUGUUGUCCCGAAGGUGUGAUGGAGAAGCUGAUUGUCAAGAUGGGAGUGAUGAAGAAAACUGUGGUUGUAUGGAAAGGGGUCUUUGGGAAUGUCCAGUGAACAAGAUGUGCAUCAAACAUUCAAUGAUUUGUGAUGGGUUUCCAGAUUGCCCUGAAGAGUUGGAAGAAAAAAACUGUUCAUCUUGCUCAAGUGAUGAGCUUGUUUGUGCCAAUCAUGAGUGCAUAUCCCGUGAUCGGUGGUGUAACGGUGUGGUGGAUUGUACAGACAGAUCAGAUGAAUGGAAGUGCAUCUCUAUGUCUGAAAGUGAGAGCUCUUUCCUCACCAUCCACAGGUCUGCAUUGGACUAUCACGUUUGUGCUGAUGCAUGGGAGGAGGAGUUAACGCAAUGGGUCUGCAAGCAAAUGGGUUUAGGGGGCCCGUCCAUGACAGAAGUUGCACUAGAACCCGACCAUUCACAACAUAAUCAGUGGCUUCAUCUGAGGACAGACUGGAAAGCAAAGAAUGGAUCGACAUUUCAUGAACUGCUUAUAAAAGGGCAAACCUGUGAAAGCCAAAGCAGAGUGUCUUUAAUAUGUACCAAAGAAGAUUGUGGGCAUCGUCCUGCAGCACGAAUGAGCAAGAGAAUCCUUGGUGGGAGGACCAGUCGACCUGGCCGGUGGCCUUGGCAGUGCUCUCUCCAGAGUGACCCUAGCGGACACAUAUGUGGUUGCGUUCUUAUUGGGAAAAAAUGGCUGCUGACUGUUGCACACUGCUUUGAAGGGAGAGAAAACGCUGCCGUGUGGAAAGUAGUAUUUGGAAUCAACAAUCUGGACCACCCAUCUAGUUUCAUGCAGACUCGUCUAGUGAAGACCAUUAUUCUCCACCCAAGAUACAAUAGAGAUGUGGUGGACUAUGACAUUAGCAUUAUUGAACUGGAUCAGGAAAUUGUUGAGACAAGCUACGUAAGACCGGUGUGCUUGCCUACCAAGGGUCAGUUGGUUGAGCCAGAUACGUACUGCUACAUCACUGGUUGGGGUCAUAUGGGCAAUAAAAUGCCAUUUAAACUGCAAGAAGGAGAGGUACGCAUUAUUUCCCUGGAACGUUGUCAAUCUUAUUUCGACAUGAAGACCAUUACUUCAAGGAUGCUGUGUGCAGGCUACGAGUCUGGGGCAAUUGAUUCUUGCAUGGGAGACAGCGGAGGUCCCCUUGUUUGCGAACAAGGAGGAAAGUGGACAUUGUAUGGCCUAACGUCUUGGGGAUCUGUUUGUUUUUCCAAAGUUGUGGGACCUGGAGUUUACAGCAAUGUGUCCCACUUUGUUGAGUGGAUUGAAAGACAGAUAUACAUUCACAGCUUCCUAAUGAACUAAAGUCACUGCCUCCAAUAAUGAAAAAGAAAAAAAACAUAACAGAAAGACUAGCGAAAAAAAUUGCCUUAACCGCCAAGCAGGUUUUAUGUGUGGAAAUACUUAUGGGUAUCAAUGAAAAUGAUAUAUCUAUAUUUUUUGUUUUUAAUAUUGAGUAUUUUAGUCUAAAGCUUUCUGACUUUUGUACAUAUGUUCACGAUUUUUUUUUGCUGUGUAAGCAUUCCUAAAUGAACACAGGAUAUGAAAAAAUGUAAUGCUGUUGUCAUUUUAUAUGUGAGAGUUGUGUGGCGGAUAUGUGGCUUCCUGGACAUGUGAUAGUUGUCGUGUCAGGUCUACCUUGCGGUGAUUAACAAUUAUUGCAAGUUUUUGAGAUUAGCUCACUGUAGACCAAGCUUAGAUAGUGGUCUAAGGUACCCAAAUCUUUAGUUAAGUUAGCUGUCAGAACAGUUGGACAGAAUUGCUCACAGCCCAAGCAAUACAAAUUCCCAUUGACAUUUUUUGUUAAAUCUGAUGAGUAAAUUCCUGGGUAAUUUGAGAAGCACGACACUCCAAUUAAAAUGUGACCGUUGAGUGUUACCUACUUUCCUGUAGCUAAAUAGAUUUCACCAAGGAUAGACUUUUGCGUCAUAUUGCUAGUCGGAAUGUUUAACGAACAAAUACGUUUUUAAAACAGUCCAGAAACAUUGAAAGAUAUUUAUAAUGGUUGGGAAGGCUAAGCAAGGUGAUUUAAAUGGGUAUAUAGCAUAUACAACCUUGCUGCAAACAGAUCUAGAGACCUAGGUGUGUAGGUGAAUCCAUUGUACAGCGCUACGGAAUCUGAUGGCGCUAUAUAUAAAUAAAA
Pelobates fuscus (common spadefoot toad) is the source of this 4291-nucleotide messenger RNA. It is a transcript of the gene CORIN, whose product is annotated as corin, serine peptidase. The record is from RefSeq and is a predicted model, not a curated record. Lineage: Eukaryota; Metazoa; Chordata; Amphibia; Anura; Pelobatidae. Gene Ontology annotation, molecular function: serine-type endopeptidase activity; protein binding. Gene Ontology annotation, biological process: regulation of blood pressure; peptide hormone processing. The transcript has 22 exons. The coding region runs from base 100 to 3453 and encodes 1117 amino acids. Gene Ontology annotation, cellular component: membrane.